AUGAAGAAUCUUAGGGUUUUUUUCUUCGCUCUCCUCCUCCUCGCUUCGCCUCUCCUUCAAGUUGCUAGGUGUCAGUCAGAUUCGGACGCUGAAGUUGCAGACACUGCAGAAGAAGUCAGUGAUCUCGGGAUAGUUGGUGAGGAUGCACAGGAUUUUGGUGAUGGGAAUUUUAGCCCAGCUCCAGGAGUUGAUACAGUCUGUGUUUUCCCCAAAAACAGCGCACGUUUGGUGUUGGCUGGAGAAGAGACUGAACUACUAGUUGGAAUGAAAAAUGAUGGGGAGUUGCCCAUAACUGUCAUUGGAAUUAGGGCCACUGUUCAUCUUCCUAUUGAUCAUAAGCUGCUGGUUCAGAAUCUCUCUGCUCAGGGCUUCAACAAUGCAACUGUUCCGUCCUCUGCUCAGGCUACUUUCCCAUACAUAUUUGGUGUCAGCAAAUACUUGCAGCCUGGAAGCUUCGAUCUCGUGGGCACCAUUAUUUAUGAGAUAGACCAGCAUCCAUAUCAAAGUACCUUCUACAAUGGUACCAUUGAAGUUGUUGAGUCUGGUGUCUUCCUAAGCAUGGAGUCGGUUUUUCUUUUUACCCUUGGAAUUGCCCUUCUUGUCCUCUUUGGCCUAUGGGUUAAUGGCCAAAUACAGAACCUUUCUAAGAAAACAAAGAGGGCUCCGAAGGUGGAGGUUGGAACUGGGACUAGAGAUGCCUCCAUGGAUGAAUGGCUUCAGGGAACAGCAUUUACCCAGUCACAGUCCCAGAAGUCAAAGAAGAAGAAGUAA
Dovyalis caffra is the source of this 771-nucleotide messenger RNA. Lineage: Eukaryota; Viridiplantae; Streptophyta; Magnoliopsida; Malpighiales; Salicaceae. The record is from the annotation of a GenBank genome assembly.